AUGACCAAACAGUCCACAAAUGACCAUUCCGAAAGCAACUGGAUCCCACUCGACCACCACACUCCGGAUGGAUCCUCCCUGGAAGGUGCUUCCGAGUUCUACCAGACCAUCCAAAAACGCCGGACUGUCCGUCAUUUUUCAGACAAGCCUGUCCCGCGUGAGAUCAUUCAGCAGGUCCUCCUCGCCGCCGGGACCUCACCCUCCGGCGCUCACAAGCAGCCGUGGCGCUUCAUCGCUGUCUCCAAUAAGGACAUCAAGCACAAGAUCCGCCUCGCCGUAGAAGAAGUCGAACGCGAGUUCUACGAGGAUCGCGCCUCGGAGCGUUGGCUCGAGGACCUCGAACCCUUCGAGACCAAUCCAGACAAGUCCUACAUCGACACCGUCCCCUGGCUCAUCAUCGUCAUGGCGCUCCGCACCACUGACGACGGCGGGCAGGUUUACUACCUCAACGAAUCCGUCGGCAUCGCGACCGGACUCCUCCUCACCGCCGCACACCACGCCGGACUCGCGACACUGACGCACACCCCAUCCCCAAUGAAGUUCCUCCGCGAGGUGCUCGAUCGUCCGGAGCACGAACGCCCCUACAUGAUGAUCCCGAUGGGAUACCCCACAGAGGAUUGCAAAGUCCCAGACAUCAAGCGCAAGGACCUCGACGAACUCGCGGUGUUCAUCGAAUAA
Messenger RNA from Symbiodinium sp. CCMP2592, 678 nucleotides. The record is from the annotation of a GenBank genome assembly. Lineage: Eukaryota; Dinophyceae; Suessiales; Symbiodiniaceae.